Gorilla gorilla gorilla (western lowland gorilla) is the source of this 3313-nucleotide messenger RNA. It is a transcript of the gene SLC17A5, whose product is annotated as solute carrier family 17 member 5. Gene Ontology annotation, molecular function: transmembrane transporter activity. Gene Ontology annotation, cellular component: apical plasma membrane. The transcript is spliced from 11 exons. Gene Ontology annotation, biological process: transmembrane transport; monoatomic anion transport. The record is from RefSeq and is a predicted model, not a curated record. Bases 396 to 1832 code for a protein of 478 amino acids. NCBI's taxonomy places the organism in Eukaryota, Metazoa, Chordata, Mammalia, Primates, Hominidae.
AAGCUCCGCCUCCCGGGUUCACGCCAUUCUCCUGCCUCAGCCUCCCGAGUAGCUGGGACUACAGGCGCCCGCGACCACGCCCGGCUAAUUUUUUGUAUUUUUAGUAGAGCCGGGGUUUCACCGUGUUAGCCAGGAUGGUCUCGAUCUCCUGACCUCAGGUGAUCCGCCCGCCUCGGCUUCCCAAAGUGCUGGGAUUACAGGCGUGAGCCACUGUGCCCGGCAUCCUUUUUUUUUAAUCAUGGUGGUACAUUCACUGAUUUCCCUUUUUACUGUGAGCCCUUUACGCUUGAUAACUACUGAGCAACUGUCACAGAUGCUGCAACUGUCAUAGGUUCUGCAAAUUUGCUUCUAGAUUCUUAAAUGCAUUUAGUUUACGAUGGCUUUAAGUAUUAAUCAUGGCUUCUGAUUCAAACCCAGCCUUUGAGGAUACUCUUCGAGCUCCAGUGUGGUGCUCUGCUCGUUACAACUUAGCAAUUUUGGCCUUUUUUGGUUUCUUCAUUGUGUAUGCAUUACGUGUGAAUCUGAGUGUUGCGUUAGUGGAUAUGGUAGAUUCAAAUACAACUUUAGAAGAUAAUAGAACUUCCAAGGCGUGUCCAGAGCAUUCUGCUCCCAUAAAAGUUCAUCAUAAUCAAACGGGUAAGAAGUACCAGUGGGAUGCAGAAACUCAAGGAUGGAUUCUCGGUUCCUUUUUUUAUGGCUACAUCAUCACACAGAUUCCUGGAGGAUAUGUUGCCAGCAAAAUAGGGGGGAAAAUGCUGCUAGGAUUUGGGAUCCUUGGCACUGCUGUCCUCACCCUGUUCACUCCCAUUGCUGCAGAUUUAGGAGUUGGACCACUCAUUGUACUCAGAGCACUAGAAGGACUAGGAGAGGGUGUUACAUUUCCAGCCAUGCAUGCCAUGUGGUCUUCUUGGGCUCCCCCUCUUGAAAGAAGCAAGCUUCUUAGCAUUUCAUAUGCAGGAGCACAGCUUGGGACAGUAAUUUCUCUUCCUCUUUCUGGAAUAAUUUGCUACUAUAUGAAUUGGACUUAUGUCUUCUACUUUUUUGGUACUAUUGGAAUAUUUUGGUUUCUUUUGUGGAUCUGGUUAGUUAGUGACACACCCCAAAAACACAAGAGAAUUUCCCAUUAUGAAAAGGAAUACAUUCUUUCAUCAUUAAGAAAUCAGCUUUCUUCACAGAAGUCAGUGCCGUGGGUACCCAUUUUAAAAUCCCUGCCACUUUGGGCUAUUGUAGUUGCACACUUUUCUUACAACUGGACUUUUUAUACUUUAUUGACAUUAUUGCCUACUUAUAUGAAGGAGAUCCUAAGGUUCAAUGUUCAAGAGAAUGGGCUUUUAUCUUCAUUGCCUUAUUUAGGCUCUUGGUUAUGUAUGAUCCUGUCUGGUCAAGCUGCUGAUAAUUUAAGGGCAAAAUGGAAUUUUUCAACUUUAUGUGUUCGCAGAAUUUUUAGCCUUAUAGGAAUGAUUGGACCUGCAGUAUUCUUGGUAGCUGCUGGCUUCAUUGGCUGUGAUUAUUCUUUGGCCGUUGCUUUCCUAACUAUAUCAACAACACUGGGAGGCUUUUGCUCUUCUGGAUUUAGCAUCAACCAUCUGGAUAUUGCUCCUUCGUAUGCUGGUAUCCUCCUGGGCAUCACAAAUACAUUUGCCACUAUUCCAGGAAUGGUUGGGCCCGUCAUUGCUAAAAGUCUGACCCCUGAUAACACUGUUGGAGAAUGGCAAACCGUGUUCUAUAUUGCUGCUGCUAUUAAUGUUUUUGGUGCCAUUUUCUUUACACUAUUCGCCAAAGGUGAAGUACAAAACUGGGCUCUCAAUGAUCACCAUGGACACAGACACUGAAGGAACCAAUAAAUAAUCCUGCCUCUAUUAAUGUAUUUUUAUUUAUCAUGUAACCUCAAAGUGCCUUCUGUAUUGUGUAAGCAUUCUAUGUCUUUUUUUAAUUGUACUUGUAUUAGAUUUUUAAGGCCUAUAAUCAUGAAAUAUCACUAGUUGCCAGAAUAAUAAAAUGAACUGUGUUUAAUUAUGAAUAAUAUAUAUGCUAGGACUUCUACUUUAGGUUCACAUACCUGCCUGCAAGUCGGGCAACAUGAAGUAGGACAGUUCUGUUGAUUUUUUAGGGCCAUACUAAAGGGAAUGAGCUGAAACAGACCUCCUAAUACCUUUGCUUAAUUAAACUAGAUGAUAAUUCUCAGGUACUGAUAAACACCUGUUGUUGUUCACUUUCCUCAUAAAAAUUGUCAGCUCUCUCUGACACUUAGACCUCAAACUUUAGCAUCUCUGUGGAGCUGCCAUCCACUGUAUAAUUUGGCCUGGCAACUGGACUGAGGGGAGUGUGCCCAGGCAGCUGCCAAGCACUACCUCCCUGGCUUCAGGGUCAGAGUGCCCAGCGUUUAUCAGAGGCAGCAUCCAAGCCCAGAGCCAGUGUCGACUCUUCGGCUGGUGCUUUUCCUCUGAGGGGCUAUCAAUGUGUAGAUAAAGCCCUGAGUAGGCAAGAGCAGUGAGAUCCACUGCUGUGGUCUUGAUACAUCCUCAAACUUUCCCUUCCCAGCACAGAGGAAUAUCGGCUGGCAUGCAACCUGCAAAAGAAAAAUGUGGAGGUUGCAGUGAACCAAGAUCACGCCACUGCACUCCAGCCUGGGCGAUGGAGCGAGACUCCAACUCAAAAAAAAAAAAAAGAAAAAAGAAAGAAAAGCGCGAUGCCCAGUCAAUCACAAAUAAGAUCAUCCUGGUUUAAAUCUACUCUCACAUGGAUCACAGUAUAAAUUUCUAUGUGCUGUGUUUUGUUUGUUUGUAUUUUGUAGAGAUGGGGUCUCGUUUUGUCGCCCAGGCUGGUUUUGAACUCCUGGCUUCAAGCGAUCCUCCUGUCUCGGCCUCACAAAGUGUUGAGACUACAGGCAUGAGCCACUGUGCCCAGCCUGUUCUAUGUUUUUAAGCUACAUGAGAAUUUUUUUUUUAAUUAAUUCUCACUGUUUGUUCAGUCUGUCUUCAUCUAAGUUUGUGUUGCAGCUUAAAGUUAAAGUGACUUUUAAAGGCCACAUCACCUGAGACUAGGGUAAUCAUCUUUACUUCUGGUUCCUGAAAUCAUAUUUUUCCAGUGGACCAUCCUCCAGUGGUUGUGGUUGUUGAGCAUGCUUUCAGAACACCUAUGUGGCUUAAAACUUAGUUUAUGUUUUGUGUUCAACACUACCUGUAAUAUUUUAAAACUGUUUAAUGUGAUGUGAAUACAUUUAUGUACAUUUAUUUUUAAAUUUGUAAAUAGCUUUAAAUUGCUAUGGCAAUGUUUCUUUUAUAAAUCAUCAAAAUAAACCUUUGUGAAUUGA